AGAGAGCAGAAACGAGACAUUUUGAAGGUCGGUCUGAGCUGAGGUUAGAUUGUGCUGAAUAUCAUCUCCCCUGUCCUCUUCCCGUUAUAGUGUUCAGUCGGAGAACAGGUGCGUGACUGAAGACGUUGCGUCGCAUUGACAGCAUCAGCGUUUAUACGAAUUGGGAAAAUUAAUGGAGACUGGUCGUGUUCGCCGGUUUACUGCGGCUCAACUAGGGAGAAAUCAUAUUAAGGAGUCCAAACAGGUUCCACUGGAGGCUUUAAUGGACGGACAGUAUCACACUGCAUUUUGGACUACUCCGUUUUGAGAUGGGAUGGAACUUAGGUGUCGUUUUUAGACGUUGCGUGUUUGCAGGAGCUAAUUACCCAGUUUAAUUUGGCCAUUUAAUGUACUGUGUAUUGAGUCAUGUGUCUGCGUUCAACACGUUGCCUGAGAGCGAGGCUGGAAUCCACAAAUUAGGAUGAUGCCUCCUGGUCAAAACUACUUGGUGUCCUCCUUGUUUCCUUGCCCUGUCUUCAGAGUUCAACCGUCUUGCCAGCAGACUGAGCGCUCCUGAGCGCUACUGUGACCCUUCCCUUGUUUGGCUUUCCUGGCGGACGUCCCAGGGAGGUGAUGCGACGGUUUGUCUACUGUAAGGUGGUGCUGACCACCUCUUUAGUGUGGGUGCUGGUGGAUGUGUUCCUGCUGCUCUACUUCAGCGAGUGCAAUAAAUGUGAUGAAAGGAAAGACCGCUCGCUGCUCCCUGCUCUGCGAGCUGUGAUAUCUCGGAGCCAUGAGGGUCCAGGGGAGAUGGGCAAAGCAGUGAACGUGCCCAAGGAUGACCAGGAGAAAAUGAAGGAGCUCUUUAAGAUUAACCAGUUCAAUCUAAUGGCCAGCGAUAUAAUCGCACUCAACCGGAGUCUGCCGGACGUGAGGUUGGAUGGCUGUAAGACCAAGCUGUAUCCAGAUGACCUGCCAAACACCAGCAUUGUCAUCGUGUUUCACAACGAGGCUUGGAGCACCCUGCUGCGGACAGUUCACAGUGUCAUCAACCGCUCUCCCAGACACCUGCUAGUGGAGGUCGUGCUGGUCGACGAUGCCAGCGAGCGAGACUUCCUGCAGAAGAAACUGGAGAACUAUGUGCGGACUCUGGAGGUGCCAGUGAGGAUCCUGAGGAUGGAGCAGCGUUCAGGUCUAAUCCGAGCCAGGUUGAGGGGGGCGGCCGCAACCAAAGGUCAGGUCAUCACCUUCCUGGACGCUCACUGCGAGUGUACUGUUGGCUGGCUGGAGCCCCUGCUGGCACGCAUCAAAGAAGACAGGACAUCAGUGGUGUGCCCUAUCAUCGAUGUCAUCAGUGACGAGACGUUUGAAUACAUGGCAGGCUCAGAUAUGACCUAUGGUGGAUUCAACUGGAAGCUGAAUUUUCGCUGGUACCCUGUUCCUCAGCGGGAGAUGGAUCGACGCAAGGGGGACAGAACACUUCCUGUCAGGACUCCCACCAUGGCAGGAGGAUUAUUCUCCAUAGACAAAACAUACUUUGAAGAAAUAGGAAGCUACGAUCCAGGGAUGGAUAUCUGGGGCGGAGAGAACCUGGAAAUGUCUUUUCGAAUCUGGCAGUGCGGAGGCUCAUUGGAAAUUGUAACAUGUUCGCACGUGGGCCACGUUUUCCGGAAGGCCACCCCGUACAGUUUCCCCGGAGGAACGGGCCAAGUCAUCAACAAGAACAACAGGCGCCUGGCUGAAGUCUGGAUGGAUGAUUUCAAGGAUUUCUUCUAUAUCAUUUCACCAGGUGUGAUGCGCGUGGACUACGGAGACGUUUCUUCCCGUAAAGACCUCAGAGAGGCCUUGAAGUGCAAAUCGUUCUCCUGGUAUCUAGAGAACAUCUACCCAGACUCCCAGAUCCCGAGAAGAUACUACUCACUUGGUGAAAUCAGAAAUGUUGAGACCAACCAGUGUGUGGAUAACAUGGGAAGAAAAGAGAACGAGAAAGUUGGCUUUUUCAACUGUCACGGAAUGGGUGGAAACCAGGUUUUUUCUUACACGGCCGAUAAAGAAAUCAGGACAGACGACCUCUGUCUGGACGUCUCUCGCAUCAACGGACCCGUCGUCAUGCUCAAGUGUCAUCACAUGAAGGGCAAUCAGAUGUUUGAGUACGAUGCAGAGUAUGUUGGCAAGUGGGAAUAUGAUUUUGAGAAGCACACCUUCCUCCACAUCAUCACCCAAUCAUGUCUGACCAUCAACCGUCUGGACGACGGCACCUACGGCCCCACAGUGCAGUACUGUGACAACAGUCCCUUACAGGCCUGGGUCCUCCACAACUACACACGUCUGGACGUCGCAAGACGCUUUUACUUCAGUCCCACUGAUUAUUCACUCUAAGCUCUAGGGUCUGAGCGACUCACCCUGCUGCAUGUGAACAGCAACCAGUGUUUGGACAUGCCUUCUGAGGAGGACAAGAUGGUCCCCACCUUGAGAGACUGCAAUGGCAGCCGCGCUCAGCAGUGGCUGCUCCGUAACAUGACCUUAACCGUCUGAUACCUCGCCUCAUCGCUCUCUCUCUCACCCACCGCUCUAUCCUCAUCCUAACCGGCCCUGGUUCUCAACACCCUUGCCAGGUGGUUACAACAGCACACCAUACGCCUCUUCCUGUAACAGCCUGUCCAGCGUAUACAGAGAUCCAGGCAGCAGCGGCUUAUCUUCCAUUAUGACGGCCGUCUCUGUUUACAGCUCGCCACAGGUUUGAGAGAAGCUGCACCUGCCGUCCAGGCGGCACAACAAGCUGUGGCUUUGGGGACCUUGUCAUGUCUGAACAGGGAGAACAAUGUGUGAGGUCUGUGCAACGAGAACAUUGAAAUCAAAACACUCACACUGUGUCAGCCAGCUGCUAGCCGUGCAUCCACUGUGCUGCUUAGCUGCUGGACAAACCAAACA
Molecule: messenger RNA, 2910 nt
Organism: Etheostoma cragini (Arkansas darter)
Lineage: Eukaryota; Metazoa; Chordata; Actinopteri; Perciformes; Percidae
Gene: galnt13
Product: UDP-N-acetyl-alpha-D-galactosamine:polypeptide N-acetylgalactosaminyltransferase 13
Exons: 14
Coding region: 613-2358 (581 amino acids)
Cellular component (GO): Golgi apparatus
Source: RefSeq, a predicted model, not a curated record